This is a messenger RNA of Malania oleifera, 2047 nucleotides long. Its product is annotated as beta-hexosaminidase 1. Gene Ontology annotation, molecular function: beta-N-acetylhexosaminidase activity. The transcript has 15 exons. Gene Ontology annotation, cellular component: membrane. Gene Ontology annotation, biological process: glycosaminoglycan metabolic process; carbohydrate metabolic process. The coding region runs from base 147 to 1778 and encodes 543 amino acids. The record is from RefSeq and is a predicted model, not a curated record. NCBI's taxonomy places the organism in Eukaryota, Viridiplantae, Streptophyta, Magnoliopsida, Santalales, Ximeniaceae.
GCUUUUGACGGCGGAUUUAAUUUUACAAUUCGUACAAGAUAAUCAUUGUCUCGUCUUCAACCAAACAGCCCUACUUCGGCAGCUUCAGUCUAGCUGACACCGAUCGUCCUCUCUUUUUUUUCUCUCCUAACUUAAUUUCUUAAAAAAUGUUUGCAAAUUCAAGUUCCAAAUUUUUGUUCCCCGUUCUGAUUUUGGUCUCUGCACUGCUAUGCACAAUAGGGUUCGAUCCGAGGUCGGAGCUCGACUACUCGCCAGUCUACCUAUGGCCACUUCCCUCCGAGUACACUUUCGGCAACGACACGUUCUCCGUCGAUCCCAAUCUCUCGCUCGUCGCCGGCGGCAGCGGCGGGAGCUCUGCAAUUGUGAGAGAGGCAUUUCGGAGAUACAAAGGUAUCGUGUUCAAGCAUAUAUCUGGUAUUUCUAAAAUCAAGUUAAGAGGCACAUCGGGGUAUGAUAUUAACAGUCUUCGAGUGAUUGUUCACUCGGAUAACGAAACGCUUCAUCUUGGAGUGGACGAGAGCUAUUCAUUGUAUAUAACGAAGAAUGAUGGCCGAUCGAUAAUCGGGGAGGCUAUGAUCGAGGCAAAUACUGUUUAUGGCGCAUUGCGUGGUUUAGAGACGUUCAGUCAAUUAUGUGCAUUUGAUUAUGGAAGUAAAUCUGUACGAGUAUACAAUGCGCCAUGGUUCAUCCAAGACAAGCCAAGAUUUGCAUAUCGUGGCCUUUUGCUUGAUACUUCAAGGCAUUAUCUGCCAGUUGAUGUAAUCAAGCAAAUAAUAGAAUCUAUGUCAUAUGCUAAACUUAAUGUACUUCAUUGGCACAUCAUAGAUGAGGAAUCAUUUCCUCUCGAAAUUCCUACAUAUCCAAAUUUGUGGAGUGGUGCAUAUACAAAGUGGGAGCGCUUUACUGUUGAGGAUGCUUAUGAAAUUGUUAACUUCGCCAAAAGUAGAGGCAUCAAUGUCAUGGCGGAAAUUGAUGUCCCUGGUCAUGCUGAAUCAUGGGGCAUUGGGUAUCCUGAUCUUUGGCCUUCACCAUCCUGUAGGGAGCCACUGGAUGUUUCUAAAAAUUUUACAUUUGAUGUCAUUUCUGGCAUUUUGACAGAGUUGCGAAAAAUUUUUCCUUUCGAGCUAUUCCACUUGGGCGGUGAUGAGGUCAAUACAGGUUGUUGGAGUUCAACACCACACGUGAAACAAUGGCUUCAAGACAACAACCAGACUGCUACAGCUGCAUAUCAAUACUUUGUUCUUAAAGCUCAAGAGAUAGCGAUUUCAAAAAACUGGACUCCAGUCAACUGGGAAGAAACCUUCAACACUUUUGCUGCACACCUUAAUCCACGUACUGUGGUGCACAACUGGCUGGGCGCUGGAGUUUGUCCAAAAGCUGUUGCAAAAGGUUUCAGAUGCAUUUUCAGCAAUCAAGGUUUCUGGUAUCUUGACCAUCUAGAUGUCCCUUGGGAGGGCGUGUAUAAUGCUGAACCACUAGAAGGAAUAAACGAUGCUUCUAAGCAAGAGCUUGUGCUUGGAGGAGAAGUUUGCAUGUGGGGCGAAACUGCUGACACCUCAAAUAUUCAGCAAACUAUAUGGCCUCGGGCUGCUGCAGCUGCAGAGCGCUUGUGGAGCAGGAGGGAGGCCAUAUCUGUAGGAAAUACUACCUCAAGGGUGCUUCCUAGGCUUCAUUACUUCAGAUGCCUUCUGACUAGGCGUGGGGUUCAGGCAGCUCCAGUUUCAAACAAGUACGCUCGAAGCCCUCCGAGUGGUCCAGGAUCUUGCUAUGAUCAGUAAUUCUUCCUUUUUGUCAUUUUGAUAUGUACUUAUAUGUGCGAAACUGCAUAUCCAUCAUCUGUAAAUUAUGAACUGUAUGCACUUCCCAAAAAUUCACUUUUCUCUUGCUGUGAUCUGGUGCCUGUAUGUUUCAUUAGUUGGUGCGUUGUUUAGCUUUACGAGCAUCUUGUUGCAGUGGUUGUUGUUGUUGCUGCUGCUGCUGUUUAUGUUGAUGAAUAAAUGCUUAUCCAGAGUUUUAAUAUGUCAUUAUUGAUAUUGUGGAUUUUUUU